UCAACUCUUUCACUCCUCACAGCCGUCGCGCCUCUCAAUCUCUCCACUCUCUUCAUCAAGCUUUUGCCGCCAAAGCUUCACUCCAAAAAUCAGAAGAUGAAGACUAAAAAGUCAAGUAAGAAGCGUGCAGCACUGGAGCUGGAUACUCCGGCUAUUAAAGACAAGGUUGAAAUUGGUCAUGGAGAGACUGCAGAUGGAGUCCUUGUUGAUCAGGAUUUGAACGAACCAACCAUGGGAGAAAAACUUGCUAGUUUGAAUAUAGUACCUGAUGAUAGAGUGGAGAGCCAAAAUAAAGAAGGCUCUUCUCUCCAUGCAAAGCCUCCGAGUGCAGACUCUGUUCAUAUUUUGCUUAAGCAAGCACUACACGCUGAUGACCGUGCCCUUCUAUUCGAGUGCUUAUACACCCAAGAUGAGAAGGUCAUUGCAAAGUCUGUCUCUCAAUUGAAUCCAGCUGGUGUUUUGAAGCUCUUACAAUCUCUCAUAUCUCUUAUUGAGUCAAGGGGUGCAAUUUUGGCAUGUGCACUUCCAUGGCUGAGAAGUCUACUUCUUCAACACGCAAGUGGGAUAGUGUCUCAAGAAUCUUCUUUAAGUGCCUUGAACUCUUUAUAUCAGCUCAUUGAGUCCAGAGUUUCCACUUUUCAGUCAGCUCUUCAACUAUCAAGUGUUUUAGACUUGCUGUAUACAGGGGUUGUUGAUGAUUUGGAUGAUGAGAAUGGCACUACAGGUCCAGUUAUUUACGAGGACAAAGAUAGUGAUGAAGAGGAAUCUGAGGACGCCAUGGAGACUGAUCAAGACAGUGAAGAUGGUGAGGAUUUGGAUGCAGAACUUGGUGGUGUUAGCAACUUUGAAGGAAUUGAAGGACUUGAUGACUUGAGCGAUUGAUCCAACCUUUGAGAUGAUUUUUGUUGUAUUAACUUAUCAGCAAGUUGUACCAAACUACCAAUGACAUUGGCAUUUAUAUGAAUGAAGUUUUGUUACAUGCUUA
Rosa chinensis is the source of this 985-nucleotide messenger RNA. Its product is annotated as WD repeat-containing protein 43. NCBI's taxonomy places the organism in Eukaryota, Viridiplantae, Streptophyta, Magnoliopsida, Rosales, Rosaceae. The record is from RefSeq and is a predicted model, not a curated record. The transcript is spliced from 7 exons. The coding region runs from base 97 to 882 and encodes 261 amino acids. Gene Ontology annotation, cellular component: nucleolus. Gene Ontology annotation, biological process: maturation of SSU-rRNA from tricistronic rRNA transcript (SSU-rRNA, 5.8S rRNA, LSU-rRNA).